Molecule: messenger RNA, 663 nt
Organism: Phalaenopsis equestris
Lineage: Eukaryota; Viridiplantae; Streptophyta; Magnoliopsida; Asparagales; Orchidaceae
Product: floral homeotic protein AGAMOUS-like
Biological process (GO): positive regulation of transcription by RNA polymerase II
Cellular component (GO): nucleus
Molecular function (GO): RNA polymerase II cis-regulatory region sequence-specific DNA binding; DNA-binding transcription factor activity, RNA polymerase II-specific; protein dimerization activity
Source: RefSeq, a predicted model, not a curated record
UAUUACCUGCAAGAAGCCUCCAAGCUUCGUCAGCAAAUCACCAACUUACAAAACUCAAACAGGAAUCUGAUGGGUGAGGCACUUAGCACCAUGAGCUUAAGGGACCUCAAGCAACUUGAAACAAGACUGGAGAAAGGCAUCAAUAAAAUCAGAUCUAAAAAGAAUGAAUUGCUUUAUGCUGAGAUAGAGUACAUGCAGAAAAGGGAGAUGGAACUGCAAAACGACAACAUGUACCUCAGAAAUAAGAUAGCCGAUAAUGAAAGAACACAGCAGCAGCCACACAUAAACAUGAUGCCAUCAACCAGCAGUGAGUAUGAGGUCAUGCCUCCGUUUGAUUCCAGAAACUUUCUACAAGUGAAUCUAAUGGAUCCCAGCCAUCACUACUCUCUCCAACAGCAGACUGCCCUCCAAUUAGGCUAGUUAGUGCCGCUACAUUCCUGGAUCAGAUAAGCGCUGCAGAAAGAGAUAAGCAAACCAAAUCCGAAGUGAGUUGGAGUGGCAGAAAUAGAAAUUUAUCCACUAUAGUUCAUGUAACUCUUUGACUUGCAAAGUUAGCUAUCUAUCGAAACUCUACGCUCUGCUAUGUACGAUACGGAACUAUGCUCUUCUGUGUGCAGAUUUAAAACUGCGACGUUGUAUUUUAAUGAAUUAAAGUUUACGUUU